UACCAAAUCAAUCCAAGUAUGUCUCUCUUGUAUUGUUGAACCCUAAACCCCAGAAACCCCAGAAAAACCACAGAAAUCCCAGAAAACCCCCAAUUGCAGUUUGCAGAGCAUACUUAAAUGGGUCGUGCAAAUCAAUUACGAUUACUCGGCAAAGGAAUUAUGUUUCAAACCAAGAAAAUAGUUUCGUAUCGUCAGUUUCAACACCCGAUAUCAACUUCUGUCGCUCCCUUUCUCUCUUCUCAAUCGCAAAUAAGAAGAAAUAUCAGUUAUGUCAACCGAAUGAGAAAGUCGACCAUUGAUGACAACACGUUGCGCCUUCUCCGCAAUGAGAUUCGAUAUGAACUUGAUCAUUCCCCACUCCAGCAGCCAGGUUCAGAAAUCAAUGGAUUCAAAGUAGAUGAGAGGGCAGGGGAGCAAUGGAUAAGCUUAGAAAAAGAAUAUGGAGAGAAAGAAGUGAUUAAAAUAGAAGUGAGUAUGUUUAAUGGGUCAGUCCCUGUUCCUAAUGAGGGUGAGAAAAAGGGUUUGCCAGGCCAAGAGGUUCAAUUUCAUAUAACUAUGGUAGUUAGUAUUUUCAAGAACAAUUCUAACAAAGUCCUGGAGUUUAUCUGCUCAGCUUGGCCCGACAAUAUAUCCAUCUCUAAACUUUUUGUACGUGAGCAAGCUAAGGUGCCACACCAACCUUAUACCGGUCCUAAAUACAGGGAGUUAGAUGAUGAGCUGCAAGAUUCACUUUAUGAAUUCUUGGAAGAAAGGCAGAUAGACGAUUCACUUUGCAGUUUCUUGCACAAGUAUGUAAACUAUAAAGAGAAGGCUGAAUACAUUCGUUGGAUGAAAACUGUAAAGUCAAUGAUGGAGAAGUAGCAUGUUUCAAUACUCUACAUAACUCACUACAUGUAUCUGUAUCAUGUAUUUGCUGCUGCUGGUCACUUGAAUACUUGAUAUACUUCCCUAUUCUUUUUUAAAUGACACAAUUAUUUAAGCA
Messenger RNA from Spinacia oleracea (spinach), 982 nucleotides. RefSeq lists its product as uncharacterized. The record is from RefSeq and is a predicted model, not a curated record. NCBI's taxonomy places the organism in Eukaryota, Viridiplantae, Streptophyta, Magnoliopsida, Caryophyllales, Amaranthaceae. The transcript is spliced from 3 exons. Gene Ontology annotation, cellular component: mitochondrial matrix. The coding region runs from base 118 to 861 and encodes 247 amino acids.